UUGCUCAAUUAGCUCCCUCUUCCAAUUGCGCUCCUCUUUCUCUCUCCCUCUUUUCCUCUAAAAUUCACCUCUUAUAAAUCUCAGUAUCUCACACUCGCUUAUUACUUUCCUCUUCAGUAAUAAAUGCUGAAUUACAAGAAGAGGAAGAAGAGGAGGGAAUAAUUAUAAUCAUAAAAAUAAAUAUAUAAAAAAUUUUGGUAGUUUGGCUGUGUGUGUGGCGAUGGGGAAGAAGGCACAAGCAUCUUCGAAGCUGUUGGUGCACCACGUAUUGCGCCUUGGGUGGAAGCUGGUGGUUUUUUCGUCCGUCGCUCUCUGUGUGCUGUCGUUUAUCAGAACCCAGCUGUAUUCUCAGUCGCCGGAAUCUUCUUAUUCCCCAACCCACCUGGCGAGACGAACCCGCGUUCUGAGCUCGCAGUUUAGAGGCGAUCCUAAGAUAGCGUUCUUGUUUAUGGUGCGGAGGAGUUUGCCCCUCGAUUUCAUUUGGGAGAGCUUUUUCCAGAAUGUGGACAGGUCCAAAUAUUCGAUAUAUAUACAUGCUGAGCCCGGGAUUGUGUUUGAUGAAUCUAUUACGAGCUAUGCUUUAUUUUUCAAUCGACAACUGAGAAACAGCAUUAAGGUAAUUACUAAUUCCAUCACGUCCGUUGAUUGGGGACAAGCAAGCAUGAUUGGAGCUGAGAGGUUACUAUUUGAAGAAGCCCUUCAGGAUCCUGCAAAUCAAAGAUUUGUUCUCUUAUCUGACAGCUGUGUCCCUUUAUACAACUUCAGUUAUAUUUACAAGUAUCUGAUGGAUUCUCCAAGAAGUUUUGUGGACAGCUUUCUAGAUAAGAAAGGUGCUCGCUACAAUCCCAGGAUGUCACCAAUUAUUCCCAGGAACAAAUGGCGGAAAGGAUCACAGUGGGUCACCUUAAUCAGAAGACACGCGGAGGUAGUUGUAGAUGAUGAAAUUGUUUUUCCAAUCUUCAGAAAGUUCUGCAAGAGGCGUCCAGCACUUGAUCCAAAUAAUCUUGUAAGAUACCUCUUCUGCCAGCUCGGAAAUUCUGAAUACCAUUUCCUAAUUAUUGAGCUGAUUAUUUCCAAUUAUGUAGUACUCCCAUUUUUCAUGAAUGCUGCUCUUUCAGUUUCUAUUUUUGGAGUAAUAUUGGCUAAUAGUACGAGUUGGGUGCAGAAACUUCAGAAACAGCAUAACUGUAUACCCGAUGAACAUUAUGUGCAGACCUUACUUGCAAUGAAUGGCCUUGAGGCUGAGCUUGAAAGAAGAACAGUUACAUACACUUUAUGGAACAAAUCCAGGACACCCACAGAUAAUGUGGCUUGGCAUCCUUUUAAAUUUAGCUAUGCAAAUUCAGGGCCCGAACAGAUAAAAAGAAUAAAGGCUAACUGCAAAAUCCUCCCAUGA
Striga asiatica is the source of this 1396-nucleotide messenger RNA. NCBI's taxonomy places the organism in Eukaryota, Viridiplantae, Streptophyta, Magnoliopsida, Lamiales, Orobanchaceae. The record is from the annotation of a GenBank genome assembly.